GCUAAGGUGACGAGUCUGGUGCUGACGGCUGAGGGGAUGCCGGACCUGGAGGUGCCGGUGGUGCGCACUGGAGAGGGACAGCUGCGAGUUGUGAGCGUGUGGAAGGACAAGGUCGAGGCUGUGGACCAGGGAGACGCAGCGGCAGAGUGGCUGGACACUUUCUUAGGCGAAGAGAAGCGCGGGUUUCGACUGGUGCGAGUGCGCGACGGGUUCACGCGCCACACCAAGCCCAAGUACGCGCCCGGACACGCGACAAACUUCGCCGACGCUUUCCCGUUCCUCCUCGCCCUGGAGGAAUCGCUCGAGCAGUUCAACACGACGCUCAAGACGCCGGUGCCGAUGAACCGCUUCCGUCCAAACAUCGUCCUGCGCGGCAGCCCGGCGUUCGCUGAUGAGCAGUGGAACUGCAUCACCAUCGACGGCCUCCAGUUCCGCAAUGUGCGUCCGUGCGCGCGUUGCGGCAUGCCAAGCGUGGACCAAGUAACCGGUGAAGUCCACCCGGAGCGCGAGCCGUCUCGCGCCAUCGUGCGGGAGCGCAAUGGCGCUCUGCUGGGUUUUACCGACGGCAAGAGUUUCGAGGGAUACUUCGGCUCCAACAUGGUGCUCGAGGUGAAGGAUGAUAGAGCAAACCCUCCUCGUCUGGCCGUUGGCGCGAACGUGAAGGUGCUCACAUUGAAGACUGAGAUUGUGGCCUGA
Molecule: messenger RNA, 696 nt
Organism: Phytophthora sojae
Lineage: Eukaryota; Oomycota; Peronosporomycetes; Peronosporales; Peronosporaceae
Exons: 2
Molecular function (GO): molybdenum ion binding; pyridoxal phosphate binding; catalytic activity
Source: RefSeq, a predicted model, not a curated record